AUGGAACAAUUUCCUGAAAGUUCUGAUGACAGUAUUAUAUCUCAAAUAGCGACACCCUAUCGACGAAAUAGUUAUCAAAUGGCUAUACAUGCACCACAACAUCGAAACAUUACUCGAAUAUCAAAUUAUCGAAAUCAUAUUUCAUCUUUAUCAAAAAAGUUAAAUGAAACAACAUCUCAUUCACUUUAUUUUAUUGAUUCUGAAAUGUUUAUGCCAAAUGGAUCAAUUGAACAAUUACCAUCACGUGGAAUUUUAAAACCAAGUUAUAGUGAACCAAUUGAUACUUUUUCCUAUAAUGAUUUACUUUUAGAAAAUACAAGUGAAUUUUUAGAUUCACCAUUACAUGUUCUACGUUCAUCAAAUCGUUGUUUAUCGACUCAUGAUAAUGAUAAUGAGAAUGAGAAAGAGAAAGAAAAUGAAAAUGAAAAUGAGAAUAAGAGUUCUUCUAUUAAUGAUGUAAAUUUAAUUAAAUCCACUAAAACAAAAUCAACUUAUUAUCGUCUAGUUAUAAUGCGUUCAAUUGCAUCAACAUUAGCAUUAUCUGGUCUUAUGUGUACAGAAAUAUUACAAACAACAAUUUAUUCUUCAAAAACGGGUGUCUAUUCAUUAGUAUCAUUUCAUUUAUCAAUUGUAAUUAGUUCUAUAUUAAUUUCAUAUCAUAUUCAUUAUAUUAAACUUAAAUCAUUAACAUUUACAAUAUCAAAAACAAUUUAUUAUGAUCGAUGUUCACAAAUAUCAAUUAUUUUAUGUACAUGUUUUACUGGUGUAUGGAUUAUAAUUAAUUAUCAAACAAAUUUUAAUUUACUUUUAAUUGGUGCUAUUAUUAGUGGAUUUAGUGUAAGUUUAAUGAAAAUACAAACAUAUGAAAAUCUUUUACAAUGGUGUGCUUCAAUGACUAUUGAUGAAUGUCAAAAAAUAAUUCGACCAAAUUCUAGUACAACAGAUAUUUAUAAUAAUUGGUUAAAAAUUCGUACAUCAACAUUAAUGACAUUUGUAUUUAUUUAUCAUAUUCUUUGUCAAUUAGCUCUAAUUAUUGGUUGUAUUAUGUUAUUUGUUGUUAUUACAUUUCAAGAAUGGAGAAAACAUUAUAUUUUAGUAGCAUAUUAUCCAUGUCUAAUCAUAAAAUGUAUCACCACUGGUGAGACUUUAACUUCAACAUUGAAUAUGACCAUUUAUAAAAAUGAUAAACAACAAGAAUGGCAGUUGGAACCUGAGAGAUACAUAUUUUUUUUAUCUUUAUUAAUAUUUACCUUAUUAAGUUUACUUCCACAAGCAAUUGUUGAAUGGUCAUCAUUACAAACAGCCUUUAAAAAUGAAAAUCGUAUAGAAAAUAAUCAGAAUCUUCAAUAUUAUAGACGUGCACAUAUUUUAGUGUAUAUCCUUCUAUUUUAUAUUGGAUUACAAGAAGCUUAUGUGUACGGAAGUAUGACAAAGUUUUCCGUUUCUUGUUUAUAUGGUAUAAAACAUUUAAUUGAAACAUUAAUUUUAUAUGGAAUUAGUCUAACUAUUUCAAGUAUUUUAUUUGCUGUUCUAUUGAAACGUCUCGGAAGAACGAUCGUUAUUCUAUUAGUAACAUUGUUACAUAGUGUGAUAUUCGUCCUAUUAUAUUUUUGGCGUGAAGAACAAGAAAAUUUUUUAUUUAUAUCUCCUGUUCUAGUUCAAUAUAUAUUAUUUUUUUGUUAUGGAAUUGUGAAUGGUAUUUGGUCAAUGAUUGCAUUUGACUAUUUAUGUAAUCCUUAUGAAAAUCACUCAGCUUCAACUCUUGGCCAAAGUAUAGCUGUUAAUUCAUGUGGACGAAUAGUAAUGUAUCUAUGUCAGUUAUUUAUUUGUCAACGAUGGAUAUUAUAUCUAAAUAUUUUAAUUUUAUUCGUUACUUCAAUUUUGUCUUUUUUAUGUAAUUAUUGUAAACGUAAUUCAAAAUAA
Molecule: messenger RNA, 1923 nt
Organism: Didymodactylos carnosus
Lineage: Eukaryota; Metazoa; Rotifera; Eurotatoria; Philodinida; Philodinidae
Source: the annotation of a GenBank genome assembly